Molecule: messenger RNA, 1900 nt
Organism: Stegastes partitus (bicolor damselfish)
Lineage: Eukaryota; Metazoa; Chordata; Actinopteri; Pomacentridae
Gene: coil
Product: coilin p80
Exons: 7
Coding region: 5-1561 (518 amino acids)
Biological process (GO): spliceosomal snRNP assembly
Cellular component (GO): Cajal body
Molecular function (GO): U1 snRNA binding; U2 snRNA binding
Source: RefSeq, a predicted model, not a curated record
CAUCAUGGCGGCGCCCAGCAGCAACUUCAUCCGCCUGCGUCUCUACUUUGACUACCCUCCGCCUGCUGUGGUCUCGUGUCGCAUGUGCUGGCUGCUCGUGGACCUGAACACGUGUCGCGUGGUGGCGGACCUGGAGAGCGUCAUCCGGGAGAAGUUCGAGUUCAGCCGCCGGAGCAUCCUGAGUCUGUUCAUAGAGGACUGCUACCUGCCGCACACCGAGAGCAUCUACGUGGUGAGAGACAACGACAGCGUCAGGGUGAAGGUGGACUGUCUGGCUCAGGUGAACGGACACGACGUCCAUCCAGACGCAGCAAGCGAAAACGGCAGAAAGCGACGGAGAGCCACAGGAGAGGACGGGCCUGCCGAAAACGGAGCGAGCGUCGAGUGGAAGAAGAAAAAGAGGAAAAAAAGGAGUGAGGAGGAAGCGGAGGAGGGUACCAAGCUGGUUUCAGGUGACAACAGGGACAAGAAAUCACAAGCAAAGCCAACAGAGAAGAAGAAAAAGAAGAAGGCAGAGGGAAGCCCUCCUGUCGUCGCCAAACCAGCUGCUUCUCCCAAAAACAUCCCGGCUAGUGUUGAUAAACCAAGAACCAAGAAGCCCCCAGUAGCACAAACAAAAACACAGAAAGCCUCCUCGUCAGAUCCCAGCAGUAGCAGCGGUGAGGAAGAUGAAGCGCCCAAAAAAGCUGCGACUAAACCACCCACCUCCACCCCUGCUGCUUCUGCUGCUGCUAAGGCACCUCCUCCGAUCUCCAAACCGGCCCAGAAGAAAUCACAGCCUCCCUCAUCGUCGUCGUCCUCUUCUGAAACAGACUCGUCCUCUGAUGAAGAAACUAGUGUGAAAAUUCCUGCAAAAAACAAACCUUUAACCCCCACGACAUCUCAACGAGCUCCUUCGGUCUCGGAGUCCACAAACUGUGCACAGAAGCAGGCCGACGGCACCGCUGGGCCUCCUCAGGACUCAGACAGUGAAGAGGAGAUCCAGCUGGUUAUCCGACGGCCGCUGCUGCAGCCCGGCCGUGGUGGUUUGGGCAGUCAGUCCCCUUGGCGAGGCCGCGGCCGGGGACAAGGCAGGCGUGGUGGUGGUGGUCCUGGACAGAGGGGCAGGGGUGAUGGCUUCAGAGGGCCCAGUGACACCUUUGAGUCCAGCUACAAUGGAGCCAAGGAGACGUCCUACGGGGCUGAUGUACUAACCAACGUGUCAGUGGUCCUCCAGAACAGAGUAGAAGAUGCCCCCAAACGGGACUACAGCUCCAUGCCUCUGUUAGCUGCUCCUCCACAGGUUGGACAGAAGAUUGCCUUCAAGCUGCUGGAGCUGACUGAGAACUACACGCCAGAGGUGUCCGAAUAUAAGGAGGGAAAGAUUGUGAGCUUUGACCCGACCACCAAACAGAUUGAGCUUGAGCUGCUUCAUUCCUCUGAAGUUCCUGUAGAACCUGGCAAGUUUGACCUCGUCUAUCAGAACCCAGAUGGCUCAGAGAGAGUCGAGUACGCCGUGUCCAGAGGAUCUUCGGUGACAGAACGGUGGGAGUCUCUGCUGGAACCAAGACUGAUCAUUUAAAUCCCACCAACAGUGUGAAUGUAUUCGUCCGCCUUGUUGGGACAGGUGGAUUAGUUUUAGGAUCCUUCAGCAAAGUUCAAUUGAGAGUUACUUUUGCAUAUAGUGGUUAUGAUAAUACUUGACCAGGUGAAGAGAAUCAGUCGUCACGCUGCUCAUAAGAGCUCCUGCAUUGUAUUGAAAAAUGUUAACGUUACGUUUAAACUGGGUUUAAAUAUGAAAUGCUGUUUUUAUGAUGUUGCAGGAAUGAGCGAUUGUUUCCUGAGACAAAAGGAUUUUAUGUUUUGUACAGUAAUGUGACUGGGAUCAAUCUUAAAUAAAUGUUUUUUUUUUCUAAUAAAA